GUGUGAUGAAAACGUGUUCGUUAAGCAAAGACUUUUACUACUAAAAAAUCAAGUCAAAUCAAAGCCGCGGGACACUGGAUCUCUGCCUCGGGAUAACGCUGUGUGUUUGUAGGAGCUCCUGGUGGACACGGCACGCAACGGCGACGCACGGGACAUGUGUUUUGCCGAGACUUUUGAAGUCCGAAAAGUGCGUAAAGAAGACAAGGGACAGCCUGGUGACUGGUUCAGAUUCAGACUGUGGACAAAGUUAGCGAACUAACUAAGAAGAAAGUGCUGCCUGGAGAUGCGGACUGCCAGCGUCCAACUGUGACUCUCACGUAGCAAGGGGUUAACGCGCGUCCACGGGGAGUUGGGACAAGCUCUGCCUUUCCUUCGUUCGGAUCAACUCAUUGGGUGGGAGCUGAAAGAGAGACAAGAGUCCCCAGCAAAUCAGGAGCUAAUUGAUUAAAGAGACUUCAUUUGAAUAGGAGGGGGGCUGGCGAGGUGCCAAUCGCCUUUCAAACAAGCCUCCCCCGUAUGAUUAAUCGCGCAGCAUUAUUGAUAAUCAUAACGGGGCACAUGCGCGGUGGAUGGGCUCCAUUUACGUAAUUUUUCAGAGGGGUUUUGUACUCAUUUUUUUAUUCGGCGCCUGCUGAUGUGCCAGCCAGCAUGUCGCGGAGGAAACAAGCGAAGCCGCAACACUUCCAGUCGGACCCUCUUCUGCCUCUACCCGAGCACAAUGGGGAUGCAGAACUAUGCUCAGAGGAAGCCCCCCUCAAGGACUCAGAUGCCCAUGUCUGCAACAGAUGUUGUGCUGAGUUCUUUGAACUAUUCGAUCUUGAGGAACAUCAGAAAAAUUGCACUAAGAAUCAGUUAGUUCUGAUAGUUAAUGAGAAUCCUGCCUCUCCUGCUGGAACAUUUUCACCUGGAUCUCCCCAUAAUCCUGAUGACCAGAUGAAUGACGCAGUGAAUAACACUGACCACACUGAGUCCAGUCCUCUUCUGGAGCCCAGCGCUCUUGACAAAGAUGAAUCUAUGGAUGUGGACGUUUCAGGAAUGAGCAGUGGCCACGAGGAGGAUGGUAGUCACACAGAGAGUGCCAGCCCUGUACACACUGGCAGCAGGGGAGCAUCUGGUCCUGCUGUUGGCACUUCACCUAUUUCUGCCCCUCUACCUCAGCUCAGUAACCUGGCUGAAUUGGGAAACUUCUCAAUGAUCAAUAGUAAUGUUAUAAUUGAGAAUUUGCAAAGCACCAAAGUAGCUGUAGCUCAAUUCUCUCAAGAAGCUCGUGGGGGUGCAGGGCCAAGAGUGGCAGUGCCAGCCCUGAUGGAGCAACUCCUAGCACUACAGCAGCAACAAAUCCACCAGCUUCAACUAAUUGAACAGAUUCGCCACCAGAUACUGCUGUUAGCAUCACAGUCUCCAGAGAUGCAGGCAGCAUCCACCUCUACAGCAGGCAGUGGAGGGGCAGCAGCCAGCCCUCUGACCACUCUCAGCUCCCAUCUCUCUCAACAGCUGGCUGCAGCUGCAGGCCUUGCCCAGAACCUGGCCAGUCAGUCAGCCAACAUCAGCAGCCUGAAACAACUGGCUGCCGCAGCACAGCUACCUCAACCCGCCCCCUGCAGUAGUGAGAAAUCUCAUAGCAUGAGCACACUAGGCCCAUCUACAGGCUCCCAGUCCUCUGACAAGAGGCCAGCUCAUGUCAGUAGUCUACACUCUCAGCUCAGCAGCUCUCCACUAGUGAAGUCCUCCACACCAGCGUUUGGCAUAGGUAAUUUGUUAAGCUCUGCAGUCAAUCCCCUACUACCUCAGCCCCCACCUGGAAACCCCAUGUUCUCCAGUUCUCUUCCAAGUGUUGGUACCACCGUAGAGGACCUCAACUCUUUAGCAGCUUUGGCCCAGGCAAGGCAAGCCAAAGGCAAGCCACCCAAUGUCACUUCCUUUGAACAUAAGAGCAGCUCGGAUGAGGCGUUCUUUAAGCAUAAGUGUAGAUUUUGUGGUAAAGUGUUUGGAAGUGACAGUGCCUUGCAAAUCCACUUGCGCUCUCACACUGGCGAGAGGCCAUAUAAAUGCAACAUCUGUGGCAACAGGUUCUCUACUCGUGGAAACUUAAAGGUACAUUUCCAGCGUCACAAAGAAAAAUAUCCACACAUCCAGAUGAAUCCCUACCCAGUUCCUGAACAUUUAGAUAACAUCCCAACUAGCACGGGUAUUCCCUAUGGUAUGUCCAUGCCCCCUGAGAAACCUGUCACCAGCUGGCUAGACAGCAAACCUGUGCUGCCCACACUAACUUCCUCAGUUGGCAUGCUGCUUCCACCAACUAUGCCAAGCCUCCCACAUUUCAUUAAAAAAGAAGAUCACUCAAUAGCCAUAAUGAGCCCUUCUGUUACAGCAAAGAGUGACAAUGGUGCUGCAGAACCCUCUGCAAAAAGUGACGGGGCAUCUGAAGAAGGUGAAGGAGCAACUCUGCCUACCUCAAAUGGGAAGAAUGAAGAAGGCAGCCAAUCCUCAGGCAUAAUGACAAAUGUUAGCUCUGCCUCUGAUAGCACUGCUGAAUACACCACAUCCAAUAGCCCACCCAUGAUGACCAACCCACUCAUGCCUCUCAUGUCUGAGCAGUUCAAGGCUAAAUUCCCUUUUGGCGGCAUCCUGGAUCCUCUCCAGGGGUCAGAGACGUCCAAACUUCAGCAGCUUGUGGAAAACAUUGACAGAAAAGUGACAGAUCCUAAUGAAUGUGUCAUCUGUCACAGAGUACUGAGUUGCCAAAGUGCUCUAAAAAUGCACUAUCGUACACACACAGGGGAGCGGCCUUUUAAAUGUAAAAUCUGUGGAAGGGCAUUUACCACCAAGGGCAAUCUAAAGACACACUACAGUGUCCACAGAGCCAUGCCCCCUCUAAGAGUGCAGCACUCCUGUCCUAUUUGUCAGAAGAAAUUCACAAAUGCUGUGGUUUUACAGCAGCAUAUCCGCAUGCAUAUGGGUGGUCAGAUCCCUAAUACCCCUCUGCCCGACAGUUACCCUGAAUCCAUGGCCUCUGACACUGGCUCAUUUGAUGAAAGGAACUAUGACGAUCUCGAUAACUUUUCUGAUGAUUACACUGAAGGAAUGGAGGAGGGUCCAGACAGCAGUGUGCCUGAUACACCCAGGUCUGCGGAUGCUUCCCAUGACAGUCUGUGCAACUCCCCGGCUCCUCUGGAUGUUGGAGGCCAGGAGGGGCAUGAGCGAAACAAUCAGCUGAUCACCGACAAUAAUGACAUGGAAGAGAUACAACCUAGCCAAGGGAAAACUGCUGCAAAUGGCUCAGGUGAUGGGGAUUGUUUCACAAAUGACUCCUCAUCACUGGGAGGGGAUCUUGAAAGCCAAAGUGCCGGAAGUCCAGCUGUAUCAGAAUCUACCUCCUCCAUGCAAGCACCAUCCCCAACUAAUGUUCACCCUCAAAUACGCAAAUCCCCUACGCUUGAAGAAAGGCACCAGAGGCCCUUUUCCAUGGAGCAUACAAGUCUCUUACACUCUCAGCCUCCAAACACUGCCCUUGACCUGACUUCUGUUAAUUCAUCAAAAGACCCCCUUGGCAUGAUUUUCCCCUUUCGAGAACGCAGCGUCACUAAAAACACUUCAUGUGACAUCUGUGGCAAAACCUUUGCAUGUCAGAGUGCCUUGGACAUUCACUAUCGAAGCCAUACCAAAGAACGACCUUUUAUUUGCACGGCCUGUAACCGGGGUUUCUCAACUAAAGGCAACCUCAAACAGCACAUGCUUACCCAUCAAAUGAGAGACCUGCCAUCACAGCUCUUUGAACCAUCCAACACUAACCUCUCCUCCAGCCCGACCCCUUCUCUACUCUCCGUGGGACCACUCAGCAAACCUGAGGUGAAUGGCUUCCUCCACAGCCUCCACCCAGAUAACAAGGACUUGCCCCCCAGUAUGAUCACAUCCUCCGCCUCCACCUCCCCUGUGCUGUCUGCGCCCCCUCCCCGCAGGACACCCAAGCAGCACUUCUGUAACACCUGUGGGAAGUGUUUCUCGUCCUCUAGCGCUCUGCAGAUCCAUGAGAGGACCCACACCGGAGAGAAGCCGUUUGCCUGUAGCAUUUGUGGACGUGCUUUCACCACCAAAGGAAAUCUCAAGGUUCACAUGGGCACUCACAUGUGGAACAGUGCUCCUGCCAGACGGGGCCGUCGGCUCUCUGUGGAUGGGCCCAUGGCCUUCCUGGGAACAAAUCCGGUCAAGUUUCCGGAACUUUUUCAGAAAGACAUGGCUUCAAGAGCUGGCAAUGGUGACCCUGCCAGUUUUUGGAACCAGUAUGCUGCAGCCUUUUCUAAUGGCCUUGCCAUGAAAACAAAUGAAAUCUCUGUCAUUCAGAAUGGAGGACUCCCACCUAUGUCGGGUGUUAUAGGAAAUGGUGGUAGCUCUCCUAUUGGUGGCAUGACUGGCAGCUUAGACAAGCUACAUAGCACAGAGCCCAAUGCUGCACUUGCAGGGCUGGAGAAGAUGGCGAACACAGAGAACGGAGGCCACUUCCGCUUCACGCGGUUCAUGGAGGACAAUAAAGAAAUUGUAACCAGUUAAACAGUAUGUGUAUACCCAUAGUGACUAUGAUGAUGCCUAAAGGCAUAGUGUAAUCAUGUAAACACAUACAGAAUAUGAGUAAGAACAAGACAGGGACAAAAUCAAGUAUCUGCUUUGCUCGCCAUUGAAUCUUUACAGACAUCAGUGUGAAGACAAAGCUGCUUUUUGUACAAUGUACAUGUUAUAGUUUUAAUGAGCUUAUUUAUUAGUGGUUAUAACCUUGCUUGAAUCUAAAUGGAAGCAUUAACAGUUAGGUUUUUGUUUUAAGUGAGAAUGGAUGUGUGUGUGCUUUCAAAAUGUACUUUUGAACUUUAGAAAAACUGGGUAGAGAACUUUACCUUGACAUUAAAUUAUUUUCUGUCUGUAGUACCUAUAUUCGAACUGUCGUUGUUCAUGUGAUGCAUUAUCCUUGUAAUAAGCAAAGAAACUUGCUGUAAAUAAUGUAUACUGAUCCUCUGUAGACAGUCUAACCUCUGUGUGUCCAUACACCCCCACUCCCCUCAUCCAAGCAAGAUGAUGACUUUCAGGCAAAGUUCUUUUUGUUCACUUGUUACGUUAUUUAAAGAGGACUGGUAUUUUACAUUUGCUUUAUUUCAGUGUUUUAGAGUUUGGUUGUUACAUUUCUGUUUAUUGUACUAGUAACUUUUUAAAUUACUUGUUUUUAUCUGUAAAGUUUUUGUUCAUUUGGGAAUAUUUGACUGGAUGUCCUAUAUCUUGUUUUGACAACCAAUCAAUUGAACAAAAUUAUGAGGUUUCUAGGCUGGAUUCUCACAUUGCUGCUAUGUUCCAGCGAACUCCUCUCGCAAAUCAAGAGCAAGUUCUAUGUCAAAGCUUGUGUAAAUAGAUUCUCCCACAGAAAAAGAUGUACAGAAACCUCACAGAAGUCCAUCAUUACAUGGGAAAAUAGUGUUUUUAUAAGUACAAAUAGCCUAUGGGUUUGACAACCUUCGGACUGUUUCAUGCACUUUCUUGGAAAGUUGAAAGAUCUUUAUGGGUCCAGUUUCUCUACACUUUAAUACCUACUAACAACUAAGUUACUGUAAAUCUUUACUCUAAUAAUCAAAUA
This is a messenger RNA of Boleophthalmus pectinirostris (great blue-spotted mudskipper), 5614 nucleotides long. RefSeq names its product spalt-like transcription factor 1a (gene sall1a). Bases 649 to 4548 code for a protein of 1299 amino acids. Gene Ontology annotation, cellular component: nucleus. Lineage: Eukaryota; Metazoa; Chordata; Actinopteri; Gobiiformes; Gobiidae. Gene Ontology annotation, biological process: regulation of transcription by RNA polymerase II. Gene Ontology annotation, molecular function: DNA-binding transcription factor activity, RNA polymerase II-specific; RNA polymerase II cis-regulatory region sequence-specific DNA binding. The record is from RefSeq and is a predicted model, not a curated record. The transcript is spliced from 3 exons.